Messenger RNA from Dreissena polymorpha, 12125 nucleotides. RefSeq lists its product as uncharacterized. The record is from RefSeq and is a predicted model, not a curated record. The transcript is spliced from 23 exons. Gene Ontology annotation, molecular function: protein kinase activity; ATP binding; protein binding. Lineage: Eukaryota; Metazoa; Mollusca; Bivalvia; Myida; Dreissenidae. Gene Ontology annotation, biological process: protein phosphorylation. Bases 271 to 7971 code for a protein of 2566 amino acids.
AAAUAUUGACACUGCUUGAGGUUCACAGUGAACGGAAAUCAUUUUGUGAAACAAACUUGUAGAUAUGUGCAAGUAAUUUGACUGUGGGUAGGCAUUUAAAGAAAAUGUUUUAAAUGAUUUUAGAAAUUUCUAAGUAAGGGUUGUGUUAAAUGUCUUCUUCGUAACGAAUUAUUUGAUGUUGUGGUAUAUUUGGUGCGUUGAACAUAUAUCCACUCAGGGAUAGGGAAGGCACUGGAUAUCUGUGGCUAUGCUUGUGGUCCUUAUAGAACCAUGCCAGAGAAUCCAAACGUCGACUCUGAAAGUGCACUUGAUGGUUUCUAUGGUAACAGUAUUACCAUGGCAACCACCAAUAGCAACUCCAAUGGCAUCAUCCCAAAGAAAACUGGUGUGCCGAGAGUGUCCUCAGCGGGACUGAAGUAUUACGACAUUGCUACACAGCUGCUUGGCAAAACGGGGCCUGAUUUGGAGGAGCUUUUUAUAGCAGCUGCGAGGGAAGGUGUUUAUGAGCGCAUAGAGAACUUUCUUCAGAGGAACAGAACAGAGUAUGUGAUCAGUAUAGAUGUCAAGGACAAGAAGACAGGCAACACACCACUAAUAUGGGCAGCCAAGCGGGGACACGCAAAGAUUGUGCAACUUUUGCUGCAACAUGGUGCUGACGUCACUCUGAGGAACUACGAGGGUCACACUGCACUAGAUGUAGCUUCGCCAUCCAUACGCUCCAUUCUUCUUGAGUCGGUUGAACGCACAACGGAGGCCUCACACCAGCUACUACUGCAAGCAGCUUGGCAAGGGGACAUCAAGGUCAUCUUGCGUCUGCUGAGUCAGAAGAAGGUUCUCGACAUCAACUGUAAGAAUGCCGAUGGUUACACUCCAAUCAUGCUGGCAACUCGUGACAUGCAGCUGUUUGAGCGGCUAGCUUCACAAAUGUCGCGACCUUACAACCCAGUGGAGGUCGUCACUGAACUUCUCAAUGCUCGAGCAGAUCUGCAUGCCACAGAUGAGGAUGGGAAGUCAUGUCUACAUCACGCCUGCUCAUCAAAGGCCAUCAUCUCUCAGGCUGUUGUGUCAACCAUCGUUGCUUGUGGUCCCAACAUGGAACAAAAGGACAAGCGCUGUUUUGCGCCCCUCCACUGUGCAUCCCUCACAGGCAACGUAGAAUGUAUCACGACUCUGCUGGAAGGUGGUUCAGAGGUCAACUCGAGGGGCUUUGCAGGGGCAACUGCCCUGCAUAUCACUUCUUACAACAACCAUGAGAAGGCAACAAGUGUGUUGCUGGAGCAUGGGGCCAAUGUGACACUGACUGACGACAGGGGCCUCAACCCCGUUGAUCUCGCAAAGACAAGAAAGAUGCGCAAGAAGUUACAGGAGGCCUGGACAGAGGCCACGACUGCCAAGACUUCCCUGAAUCUGGGGCCAAUCAGAUCUUUUAGCAAGGAGGAUCUCAGGGCAUCAGUGGAGGAUCUCACUAAGAAAAAGAAGAAGGGAGAAGUUAUUUUUGAAGGACUGCCAAGCAAUCCAUUCGGUGAUUCAAACAAAAAGGACUCCAUUGCAAUUUUAGGUUCAGGAGUUAUCUUCCAGGAAAUAUUUAAACUGGACCCCAAGGGGCUGACGCGGCACCUCAGUUUGAAGGACAGGUCAGGGAGAGAGGAGGACCACAGUCAGUCGUUUGCCAGAGAUGGUGUUCGAAAGCUAGGUCAGGUUAGAAACCAACAGAAACCCAACCCACUGCCACGCACGAAAUCUCGUAGCACUGAGCGUCUUCCCAUGAUAAGCCCAGACAGGCAGGGCUCUGACAGGAAUCUGGAGUCCCCCGUCAUGUUUGGAAGAAACUCCAGGGCUAGACGGUCAUUUGAAGACCGUAAAGGAAGGGGAAGAAGAGCUCCUCUAUCAACUCGAGAAGGUGUUGCUGGUAACCAUGGUGAGGAUGUCUUUGACCCCUUGACCCCUGGUGGUCCCUCGCCCACGACAAGUGUUAACCAUAGGCGCAGUGAGUCUGACCCCAACAGGGGCACUCCCAAUCUGUCGGAGAUAGCGGCAGGGUGUGACCCCUAUAUGCAGGCCCAGAGAAGAGGGCGUUCAUACUCGGUGACCUCUAACCCACCCAUCGACCCCAUUUCUAACCACGAGUACAACCGUACCUCACCCCAAUUCCAUGGGGAGUUGCCCCCCUUUACAAGGGAGUGCACUGUGGCAAGCAUUCUAAGGGAGGCAACCUGUACCCCAAUGAGCAUCUGCUCUUACAGGACCGAUAGUCGAAUGUCACAUAAUGGUAGUCCACCGAAGAUACUAAGUCUGGGCCAGAUGUUGGGAGGGAAGAGCAAGACCCCUGUACAGCAGCACUAUGGGCCGGGCUCCAGCAAAGUACUACCCCCCACCCCAACCUUCCUCACCCAGAGGGCACAUACAAAUCUUGAGGAUAACCUCUCCCCAAGAUCUGAAGAGAACCUUGAAGAUUACAAGUAUGCACUUGGCUUCUCCCAAGAGCUUUCAAGGUCAAGGACAAUCUUUAAGGAGGAAUUUGUUCUUGAAGAGAGCAGACCAAAGGAUCCCUUCAUUAGAUCCUCAUCUGGAAGUGACUCAGUCUCAACAAGUAGCAGCAGCCAGCUGUCUGAUUCCUCAAGGGAGAGUCCAUUAUCCAUGAAAGGGAAGAUUGUGAAAUCUGUACUCAAAAACAGUGUAAAACCAGCCCUGCAAGGGACUCAAGACCAAUCAGGUGUAACUUGCGUGAAUAAGAACAAUUCAUGUACAAACGUGCAUGAGAAUAAGGCACAAAAUGAGAAUAUUGUUCCAAACUUAAAUGUGAAUGGAAAUGCAGUUGAAGGGACUAGUAAAGUUGACCGUUCUGAUACUAGUAAGGUAAAAGUUGGUGUAAGUUCUAGUAAUACCUCAUUGUUACAUUCCAUUGCUAUGAGAAAUGCUGCUGCGUUGCACGCUAAUAAUGCCAAGGGUAAAGCUGGUGCUAAACAUGGAGGAGUAAUUGUUGUUCAUAAUAAUGAGAUUGACAAACCUGUGCAGACCUCUGGAACUACACAUGUCCCAAAUGGCCUUUCAGAAGUGGAGAGUGACAAUAAAAUAGAAAGUAGUGGAUCAGCAUCUGAUAAGAUCAGUGAUAGUACCAUGCAAAACGACAAGUCUGCGGAAAAAAAUCAAAAGAGUGAUAAAACUAAACCAGUGAAUGCAGUCAGUAAUGCCAAAAAGAAAGCUCAGAACAAAAUGCAAAAUGUGUUGCAGGUAGUUCCUACUAAGCUUACUCAGAACAUUAUCAGAACUGCUCCUAAAGGAAGUGUUAAAACUGAGAGAACUGAGUCUGCUAAACAGUUGGCUGUUAAUAAAGUUAGUGCUGCUAAGACUGUGAUAAACAAUGUAAAUAUGCAACUAUCUCCAUCAGCUCAGGUAGUGAACGUAAUGGCUAUUACAUCAAGUAAGGCAGGUAAUGAGAAUAAAGAAGAUGACAAAUUUUCAGGAUCUCCAACAGCAACAACUGGCAAUCAAAUUAGAAUUGAAAAUACGAAAUGUAAUGUCGAUGCAAAAAAUGAACCUUUUGAACAAUUGAAUGAGAAAAAAAUUGGUCAAAAUCAACCUAGUUCACAAUCUUAUAACUCAAACAACCCAUCAAGUUCUCAACAAAGCUCUAACAAGUCUACUGUAUCCACAAGUAAAUUACAACCUAGUUCCACAAUUCAAUCCCAGCCUUGUUCUACUAGUCAAUCACUGCCUAGUUCCACUUGUCAACCCCAACCUAGUAAUACAAGUCAAUCUAGUUGUUCAACUAACCAGUCAAGCUGUGCAACUGGAAGCUCAGUCCAGAAAUCCAGAAAUGCAAAAUUCAGUGUCCCCAAAAGUGCUUCGGUUGGUUACACUCCAAGGUUUGCAUCAGGAAAGAACAAUUCACAGCAAGAUAAGUCAUCUGUAGCUUUAUCAGCUUCUUCCAAAAGAUCAGUGUCUAAAUGCGAGAUAAAAGAGGACGAGUCAACAAAGACUGUUGCAACUGGUUCUCCAACGGAACUUGUAACACCAUCAGUGAACAAGUCUGCUUCCAUUCUCAAGUCUUACAAUAUGUCUUCAAGUACAUCAGUUGUCAAGUCAAACAGCAAUGGUUCUUUAAAGUCAGACACAUCUGCAACAAAAACGUCAGUUUCAACCUCUGAAAAAUCAGAUGUAGCCAUAUCAAAACACUCAUUAUUGUCAAAAUCUGUCUCUGAGCCUAUGCAAUCAACAGAACCUCCGGUGGAAAAAGCUGUAAAUGUUAAUAAGAGUAUUUCACAGUUGCCAAGUGUGGGAACAGUGUCUUCUGCAAAGGGAAUCCCAAGACCUGCAUCUAUGUCCACCAUUGAUGAAGCCAAGGAGAAAAAACUCAUGUCCUCCUCUGAUACAAAAAUAGAGACUGCAAAAACUGCAAACUCUAAACGGCCAUCUAGUGAUGGUCAGGUAGGAGCUUCAGGUCAUGGUGACAAAGUACAUGAAGGUACUAGUGGUACCACCCCUCUGCUAGAAAUCUUGCCAGAUGGUGUCACUAAGCUGAAUAGGAAGAACUAUGUAGAUUUUAAUAAUCCCAUAACUACGCCUGUGAUUGUGAAUCCAUUUGAAGAACUGGAAAAAAAGCGUGAAAGGGAAAAUGCUCAGAAACUGGGUGGCAGAGCUCUCACGGCCACAGAGUUUGGAUUUGUUGUUGAUAAGCCAAAUAUAGAACGGUCAAAGACUCAAAGCUCAAUGAAGAGCAGGAGCGGAAGAAGUGCUAAAAGAGGGUCCAAUAAACCUUCUUCUGCCCAAAGCAGAGGCUCAAGUGGUAAGAAAAAGCGUUCUAGAAGCAAGGAUGUGGGAAAUAAGUCAGACAAUGAAAGUUGCAGACCAAAAAGUGGAAAAAAUGGAAAACGAGUUAAGUCAGGAAAACGUAAAAGAAAGAUUCCAGAAAACCAGUUGGCACGGCAAAAUGAAAAACCAGAUGUUGCUUUGAUUGGUGGCAUUGGAUGGCAAAUUGCAACAUCGUGUAUUGACAAAUCUGAAGCUGAUGCUGUGAUUGUGAGUCAAAUUGAUUCUAGUGAAUCAGAAUCAGAAUCUACGACGGUCAGAAAUGUUAAUCAAAUGCAUCUUGACAUUCCAAACACCCUUAUCAGUAUUCCUUAUGCUAUUGAAACUCCAUCAUCUGUGUAUUCCCCAAGGUUCAGGGAGGUUCACUUAAGACGUGAUGACAAUGCUGAGCAGGGUUUACAAUUCAUGGACAAUGAUGGGUACAGGCCUAUGAAUCUAGAUAUGACCCAAAAAAGUUCCGGCUCCAAAAAUAGAUCUGGUGUAUUAAUUGCACAGGAUAUGCCAAAUGAUAUCCUUUCAGAAUUCCAAGAUGAUGAAUCUGAAGAUUAUGGAGGUGAUGACGAAGAUUUCAUUGAAAAUGACUUUGACUAUGAAAUUGACGAAAAUGGCAGUGCAAUCUUAAGGGGCAUAGCAAUUGGACAAUUGACACCAAUUCCGGAGUCACCUUCAAUAUCCAAUACACUGACAUCUGCUCAGAGGGUUUCAGCAGCCAUAAGCAAAUUUGACAGGCAAAUCAAGGAGGAGGACUUGAAUAAAUUACUGGGAGCAACUCCGAGAGACAAGACCCCCAGCAGGAGUGGUGAACAUUCCUUGCGGAACAGUGGUGGGUCACUUCGCACCUCACAGUCACAUUCAGGGAAGGAUUCACAAAAAUCUCCUGGUUCAGGCCAGUCACGGUCACAGCAGUCAAGAAAUUCCUCCUCUAAAUCCAGGACCACUAACUUUAGUGCAGACAUAAAGGAAAAAGCCAGCAGAGCUCUUUCCAAGUCCCUAACUUCCCCAAAAGCAAAAAUCAUUAAUGCUCAUAACAAGAACAAAACAGUUGGUUCAGUUCCAAAUAGUGGCUCAUUGCGUCGGAAUGCUUCUAGUGAACAAUUAAGCAAGGUCCCAGAAAACACUAAUUCAGAUGUUGGGGAAGAGCAAGAGUUUAUGCAAAAUUCAAUUGAAAAGCCAGACAAUAACCAAACUAAAGAAAGAAUUGAUAGCAAGAUCAUGGACUUGAAAAAGUUAUUAGCUGAUAAAUUGCAAAGUACUCAAAAGCUUUUGGAGGAGUCUGCAACAUAUAGUGGUAAGAAGAGAAAACAGAGUGAAAAUUCUAUUGAAGGUGAUACAAGACUUAACAUUAGCGAACUUACUGAAGACAAUUUAAAGACAUUAAACACUGCCAGGACUGAGGAAGAUUCCAAAUCAAACAGGAGUUCAAGAAAAGAAAGAAAAUUCUCUGAAACGAAGAACAGCUCAAAAGAUGAUGAUGUUGAUCAAGCAAUAAAUGAGAUUCUUAGCAAUACUUUCUCUUCAUCUAGAGGGACAUUAAAGUCUAAUGUUUCCAUAAGGAGUGCCAGCAGUACAUUGACAGAGGCAGAUAGAAAGGUUUUGGUCAAAAUGGUACAAAACAGUAAAGAAUCCCCUUUCCAUGCAAAGGAACAGGUCCGAGUUUCUAGCUCAUAUGAAGAAAGUGUGACUCUUAACAAGGACAAUCCUGAAUUGAUGAGGCGAUUUCAAGCUGAAAACUUCCAAGUUGGACAGAGGUUGAAGGCCAUGGUGGAUGCUGGUGCAGAUACUCACAAGGUGAAGGCCAUGUUGAAAGCCGACAACGAAGCGCAGCAAUUGGCCAGAAUAAUGAACAGUUUCCGUCAGAUGGAACUGUACGCAGGGGUUAGUAAUAGUAAAUCCAAGCGUGAGACCCCACGUCAUGAAAGUGAGCAGUUUAUUAAAAGCAUGUCCAAAUUUGAACAUGGAAGGGAUUCGGGCCACCUGUCACAUGGAAUGCUAACUCGACCAGGAUCAGCAGGGGCUGGUAAACUCCGGCCUGGGAAGUUUACAGAGAUAAAGGGAGGCAAUUCAGCUUCUACCGAAUCAAGAGAACAACGCGCCCACAGUCCUGUUGAUGUUCCAAAGAACCUAGCCGAAGAGUUCAGGAGGAGUCCGUUUGUUCGUGUGAGCAGCCAGCAGGACCUCAAUGUCCAGAUUGAUGAGCUUGCACACGUCAUAAGGGCCGGAUCACAUGAUAGUGAGGAGGAUCACUUCAGCCUGGCCGACAGUGAACACGAGAGAGCUGACAGCGCUUGUACAACCCUUAGCUCCAUGUCUUCACUUGUAGAGGACACCAUACAGUGGAAGAAGGGAAACAUCCUCGGCAAAGGAGCCUUUGGCACUGUGUGGUGUGGCCUUACAAGCGAGGGUCAGCUGAUCGCAGUGAAGCAGAUCGAACUGAACACAACCAAUCAAAACAAGGCAAAGAAGGAGUAUGAAAAAGUGCAGGAGGAAGUUGAGCUGCUAAAAACACUCGAGCAUAAGAACAUUGUUGGCUAUUUAGGCACAAGUCUGGAAGACAGCAUCGUGAGUAUCUUCAUGCAGUUUGUGCCCGGUGGGUCCAUAGCCAGCAUCCUGGCAAGAUUCGGAGCCCUGGAUGAGGCCGUGUUCAAGAAGUACACCAGGCAGAUCCUGGAGGGAGUGGAGUAUCUCCAUAGAAACGACGUCAUACACAGGGACAUAAAGGGUGGGAACGUGAUGCUGAUGCCAAAUGGAGUGAUAAAGCUGAUAGACUUUGGCUGUGCCAAGCGGCUGUGUAUCAACCUAAGCAUGGGGCAGUCCCAGAUCUUGAAAUCCAUGAAAGGGACGCCAUACUGGAUGGCCCCAGAAGUUGUUAAUGAAACAGGGCAUGGAAAAAAGUCAGACAUAUGGAGCAUAGGCUGCACAGUAUUUGAGAUGGCAACCCGCAAACCACCUUGGGCAGAGAUGAACCCAAUGGCAGCCAUCUUUGCCAUCGGCUCUGACAAACCUGUGCCACAGUUGCCAGAAAAGUUCACCGAGGAAGCCAGGCAGUUUGUGACUUCCUGCCUUACAAAGGAUCAGUCAAAGAGACCCUCUGCCACAGAACUGUUGAGCAACCAAUUUUUGAAGCGACGGUCAAAGAAGUCUAGCAUGAUUGAACAAUCUUAAUUGAACCCAUGUUGUUAUAUGGCACACAUUCACUCAGUAAAAUAUAUGAGGGUGAAUGUAAGGAGACAUACAGUAUGAAUUCAAAAUUGCCUUAUGAUGUAAAUGGAUAAGCAGCUUGAAGUCAGACGUGUCCAGCUGAUGUUAUUGUAUUGAUUGGUGAAUCUGAAAAUGUACAUGAACAUACAAUAUAUUGUCCAAAGUUCAAUGAAGAUGCUAAGACCAACAAUAUGAAAUGGACAAUUUCGAAACAAUUGAGUUGCAGUCACAGUUUACAAUGUUCAGAAUACUGUAAACGAAAUAAAUUAGACAGUCUUAAAGUCUACUUUAAAAUUAGUAAGAAGUUUUACAGGCAAUGAUAAAUUGUUUAGGGGAAUUGUACAGGAGAAGUGUUUACCGGUAGACAAUGUUACUGAGUCAUGGUAUGCCGUCUAGUGUUACAAAAGGACGCAAAAGACACUGAUAAGCCAGUUUUUAGAAACAAUUAAGUGAAUAGUUCUAUUGGCAAUGGCUGAUAAUCCAUGGCAUGUACAUGCAAUUAUUCCAUGAUUAUAGCAAUUGUCUUACAAAAGCUUAAUGAUUUGUAUGUCAUUUGAAUGGGAAAAUUUAUUUCUCUACUAUUUGCAUAUAGCAGAUUUAAUCUGGAUUGUUGGCAACUUUGUUUGAUCUGUUGUUUGUCUUUUGACAUACACAUUAUGCAAAUGUUUUUUUAAUUAAUAUGCCAUAGUGUACAAUGCAUUUUAUUGCCAAAUUAUUUUGUUUAUCUUGUACUGCUGAAGGUUUCAUAAAGGUAUUUUCCAUACAUGUUAAAGAGUUUGCUACUGCUAAAAAGAUGCAAGUUUUAUACAUUUAUUAUAUGAAUGCUCAUAAUAUAAUAAUUGUUUUAAGAAAUGUGCUUGACUAUUUAUAGUCUGAUAAUUUUGUUAAUUUUUCCAUUUUUGUGCUUGACUGCUAUUAAAAUGUUUAUUUAGUAUUUUGAUAGAUGUUGUUUUAUUGUUUAGACUUAUUAUGCAACUGUGAUGUUUGUUACAUUUUUGAAACUGAAUGCAUCUUUAAAUUAGAAUAGUUGAACAUAUCAUCAUUUAGAUUGUUAUAUUAUUUCAAUUGCCCAUUUGUAUCUUAAUCUCACCUGAGCACAAUGUGCUGAUGGUGAGCUUUUGUGAUCGCCUUUUGUCCGUCAUGCGCAUUAUUUGCCUUCUUGACACUCUAAAGGCCACAUUUAUUGUCUGAUCUUCAUGAAAUGUUGUCAGAAGAUUUGUGCCAAUGAUAUCUUGGAUGAGUUCGGAAAUGGUUCAUGUUGGUUGAAAAACAUGGCCACCAGGGGGUCAGGCAUUUUUCCUAAUAUGGCAAUAGUAAAACCUACUUUAGCGGCAACAUAUAUUGACGGAUCAUCAUGAAACUUGGUCAGAAGAUUUGUCCUAAUCAUAUCUUGAAUAAGUUCGAAAAUGCUUCCUGUUGUUUGAAAAACACGGCCGCAGAGGUGGGGCAUAUUUCUUUAUAUGGCUAUAGUAAAACCUUGUCAACACUUUAAAAGUUACAUUUAUAGUCUGAUCUUCAUCAAACUAGGUCAGAACAUUUGUUCUUAUGAUAUCUUGAACUAGUUUUAAACUGGUUCAGGUCGGUUGUAAAACAUGGCCACCAGGGGAAGGCAUUUUUCCUUAUAUGGCUUUAGUAAAACCUUAUUCACACUCAAAAAGCCACAUUUAUUGUCCGAUCAUCAUGAAACUUGGUCAGUAGAUUUGUCCCAAUGAUAUCUUUGACAAGUUACAAAAUGGUUCCAUUUGGUUGAAAAACAUGGCCACCCUGGGGCGAGGCAUUUUUCCUUAAAUGGCUAUAAUCUGGCUAUUGUUAAACCUUGUUAACACUCUAGAAGCAACAUUUAUUGUCCAAUCUUCAUGAAACUUGGUAAGAACAUUAAAUUUUGCUCUAAUGAUAUCUUGGAUGAGUUCAAAAUGGUUCUGGUCUCUUAUAAAAUGCAUUUUUCCUUAUAUGGCUAUUGUAAAACCUUUUUAUCAUUCUAGAGGCCACAAUUAUUUUCUGAUCAUCAUGAAACUUGGUCAAAAGAUUUAUUUCAAUGAUAUCUUGGAGUGUGGAAAGGGUUACGGUUGGUUGGAAAACAUGGCCACCAGGGGGUAGGGCAUUUUUCCUUUUAUGGCUAUAGUAAAAACCUGUUAACGCUCUAAAAGUAUCAUGUAUAGUCUGAUCUUGAUGAAACUUGGUCAGAACAUUUGUUCUCAUUAUAUCUUAAAGGAUUCUGUAAAUGGUUCUUGUUUGUUGAAAAACAUUGCAGCCAGGGGGCGGCCCAUUUUUCCUAAUAUGACUAUAGUAAAACCUUGUCAACAAUGUAAAGGUAACGUUUAUUGUCAGCUCAUCAUGAAACUUGGUCAGAGGAUUUGUCCCAAUGAUAUCUUGGGCAAGUUUAAAAAUGGUUCCAGUUGGUUGAAAAACAUACUUUCCAGGUGGCAGGACAUUUUUGCUUAAUAUAUGCCUUUAGUAAAACAUUGUUAGUACUUUAAAAGUGACAUUUAUAGUUCAGCUCCUUUGUAUCUUAUGUGAGCGACUUUGGGCCUUUCAGGCUGUCUUUUUUAAUUAUAUUUGUGUGAUGUUCAUAACAGUUUCAAAAAAAUGCCAAAUAGUGUUAUAAUCAGAUUUUGGUCUAUUGAGUUUCAUUUUAUUUCACAGAUGUUUCUUGUGUUCAUGUCUGCAAUUGGUAUCCUAUGAUAGCUUUUGCACAUUUGAGUUAGAUAUUUGAAGACUGGUCUUCAGUUAUGUUUUCAUUUCAUGGAGAAAGCCAUUCAUUCCAAGAAGAUUAUAAAAAUGGGGUUGACAAUGUGUUUGAAGGUUAGGAAGUUUGUCUGAAUUAGCAAUUUAACCCUUUCAGUGCGGGAACCGAAUUUUGAAGGCCUUUGCAAACAGUUUGGAUCCAGAUGAGACGCCACAGAACGUGGCGUCUCAUCAGGAUCCAAACUGUUUGCUUUUCUGAUAAUAUUAUUUGAAAAAAAUCGAAGAAAAUUCUAAUUUUAGAAAUUAAGCAGACGACAUUUUAGCAGACGACAAAUUUCCCAGCAUGCAAAGGGUUAAGAAAACAUAAACUGUAGCUUAUUGCUCUGUUUGUAUAUGCUUACAGUUAUAUAUGUUAGUCCCUUAAAUAUGAUGAACAUGUGCACUAUUUACCAUGUCCAUUUUUUUUAUGAAAACAUCAGUUUUUGAAGGAAGUUUAUCAGAGAUAAUUGUCCUUGUUGGGUUUUUUUGCUUGUAAACAUUGUUAUUAUUGUAAAAUUUUAUUUUGAACAUGCGGCUAAGUGUGUGCUUCUUCAUAUUAGCAGCAUCAUGUGAAAAUGAGUCUUAUGCCAUAUGACGCCAGCACAGUCCCAAAGGGGCAUCUGUGCAGUUUGAUCCCGAGCUACACUGUGAACUACAAAGUCAUGCAAGGUUUCGUGGCCUAAUUAGUAGAUAUGGAUGGUAGCUCCUGACGAAAUUGUGCAAUUUCACAAUCUGAUUAGGGGCUACGUUGGUCGCAUAAUGCAUAAGGUCUGUUUUUUGCAAGAUGCAGCUCAAUUAAUUACUGUUUGUUAGUGUCAGAUCAUGUUAUUUUUAUGCCCUCAGAUCAAAUGAUCAGGGGUAUAUAGUUUUUGGCCUGUCUCUGUCUGUCUGUCUGUCUGUUUGUCUGUCUGUUUGUCUGUCUGUUUGUCAUUGUAUGUGUCUGUCUGUCAUUGUAUGUGUCCCAAAACUUUAACCUUGGUCAUCACGUUUGCAAUAUUGAUGAUAGCAACUUGAUAUUUGGCACGCAUGUGUAUCUCAUGGAGCUGCACAUUUUGAGUGGUGAAAGGUCAAGGUCUUCCUUCAGGGUAAAAAAAAAAUAGGGGGCAUUGUGUUUCUGACAAACACAUCUCUUGUUUCAUUUACACUGUGCUGCAGACAGCAUGUGUUUUUUAUUAUGGAUAACAGGUAUGUUGUGGAAAUACCAGGACAUUAACUGUAAAUAUAAUUGUUGUUUAAGCUGUCAUAAUGUACACAGUUUACCAUUGUAUACAUAGUAUAAUAUACACUGUUAUGCAUACAUUUAUUUUAUUAUUUUUGAAGUAAUUAUUGUCUUCCAUGAUAAACAUUAUGGAAUAAAACACAAUCUAAAUAAAUAAAGUAGAAAUAAACAAUAA